Molecule: messenger RNA, 149 nt
Organism: Dentiscutata erythropus
Lineage: Eukaryota; Fungi; Glomeromycota; Glomeromycetes; Diversisporales; Gigasporaceae
Source: the annotation of a GenBank genome assembly
AAGUAAAAGAUUCCUUGUAUUUAACUCUUACAUACCAAAAUGGUAUACCAGCAAGUAUAAAACAUAAUGCAGCAAGUGAUUCUAAUGGAACCUUUACAAAUGGCAUUACAAUCAAGAAUACUGCAACACAACAAAAUAUAAGGGGUGUG